UUCUCGACCUAACACCGCCCACAAUGACCGUCGCCGAAACACUCAGCAAUGCGGCCGAGACUGUCAAAGAAUCCGUAGGCCUCGGUCACGGCCACAGCGCUCCUAGCAAGCAUGCCACCCGAGAAGAGAUGUCUGCCGCAAAACUACCACUCGCCUAUCGCGACUCUUGCGCAGGACUUCUGAUCCCACUGAACAAAUGCCGAAUGGACAACUACUACCUCAACUGGAGAUGUCAGGACGAGAGACAUUCAUACGAGAAGUGCCAAUACGAGGAGUUCAAGCUACGGGUGAAGAAGAUGGACGAGAUCCGGGCAGAGAAGAAUGGCGCGAGGAGCAAUUAGAGGGCGGGAUGUGGAUCUGACACGCCGUGGAGGCAGAGGGAGGAUGCGAGAAAGGGAAGGAAUGCACCAAAGCGCGAAAGUGUGGCAUACAGAAUCACAAUUUGAGGUUGCACAUUUCAUCUAUGGUCGUGGAAGUCAACUUGGUUCGUCGACCCGGUCCUUGGCUCAGUGGUCCCAUGCAAGAGAGCGUCCUUGAAAGUCAGUAAUGGGCAUCCAU
Zymoseptoria tritici IPO323 is the source of this 558-nucleotide messenger RNA. RefSeq lists its product as uncharacterized. The record is from RefSeq and is a predicted model, not a curated record. Lineage: Eukaryota; Fungi; Ascomycota; Dothideomycetes; Mycosphaerellales; Mycosphaerellaceae. Gene Ontology annotation, cellular component: mitochondrion. The transcript has 3 exons. Bases 24 to 341 code for a protein of 105 amino acids.